Messenger RNA from Salvelinus fontinalis (brook trout), 9336 nucleotides. RefSeq lists its product as uncharacterized. Lineage: Eukaryota; Metazoa; Chordata; Actinopteri; Salmoniformes; Salmonidae. Bases 493 to 5445 code for a protein of 1650 amino acids. Gene Ontology annotation, biological process: negative regulation of DNA-templated transcription. The record is from RefSeq and is a predicted model, not a curated record. The transcript is spliced from 7 exons.
GAUAAAAAUUGCUCAAUUUCAUUGACCAUCUAUAAACCAAAUGAUGUCCCCUGUUGUGGUAGUACGGCUUUAAGAGGCUUGUGUCUGUCCACGCGACGCAGUUUACACACAAGCAGCAAGGUCCCACAUCCUGGUACUUUUCAACGUUGUCAAGGAAGGCAUCGAUAGAGAGAAAAGGCUCGAGGGAAGUAGCUGCAGUGUCCUGACAGUAUAUCUGUCCAAACGUUCACAAACUGUCCCGGAAAGUUAGGUGUAACUACCAGGACCAUUUGUUGUCUGUUAAUGUCAAGAUGUGGCGGGUGACCACCAGAGAUGGGAGACGGACAUAACAAGACCUAUAGAAUGUUAUUCAAUAGCAUAUGGCAAUGUAGGCUAAAGGCUGACAGCAUCCAUAUCAGGUGAACAUUGGACGAAGGAGAGUGGGAUGAGUGAAGAUUCUGCAGCCAGCACAGUUUGGUGAAGAGCACGAGAGGUGACCAAUCAGAAACUAGCAUGCCAACCACCAAGGGAACUGGAGGGGCUGGCAGCCCACGGGGUCAGCGCUACCGUCCAGCCUCAGAGUUCGACGAUGCCACACUUGCCCAAAAGAGAGAGUACUGGAAGACUAAGAAACGAGAGCAGAGGGCCAAGCUGUCAGAGGUCAAGAGGGAAAAAGAUACAAACAGAGUAUGUAACUCCUUGGGCAGAAAUGCAGUCCAUAAGACCCUAACCUCUAUGGUGUUGAAUCCCAGUGCCUCUUGUUCAAUGGCAGGGUCUGCCCCCACUUUGUUGAAUAGCGAUGGUUCCUACCAAACCAAUGUCGAUGGUGCACCUGUAGUUUUAUUAAAGGGAAAGGGUUCUGCUAUCUCCUAUCAUCUGAACCAUAGUGUUGGGGAAGAGGACCAAAACUCUUCCUCAGCAAACCAAAAGGAGAAGUGGUUCCAGAGGAUAAAACUUGACAAAGUCUUGCCUCAGUUCCCAACGUCCAGUACAGGUCCAGGAGAAGGUGCGAUGGUCUGCAAGAUGUCGGUGAAAAGUUCCCCAACAGGGGGCACUGUGAUCGAAACGGUUACCUCAGCCAAACCCAACGGAGUGCUGCUCAACAGUGGCUCCUCCUUGCCUCUGGGAAGAGUGGCAGUGAGACCCUCAGGUUCUGCACCUCGCCAACCACAGAGCGGAAUGACUAUUCUGAAUGGCAGCUCUCCUGUAGUGUCAACACAGAAGCAUCUGGCCACCCAGAGUGUAUCAAGGCCUGAUGCGUUAACUGAGACCCAAGUUACCGUGCGUGUUCAGCCUGGACCGCUAACUGCUAACAUUACCUCAGGGUUGCCCAUCGUGACCAAUCAGCCUGCCCCUGUCCUCAUUCACAAACCAGAGGGUAGGCCUAUAGGGAUGAAAGUAACACAACUAGGUGGGACAAAGCGUGACCCGGUCACAGGCCAAGAAGUUAGUUGUAUCAACGACACAUCAGCUACAAUGGAGACUGCGGAGGACAAAGCCGCCAAGCGCAGAGAGAAUUGGCGCAUCAAGAAGCGAGAACAGAGAGCGAAGCAGGCGGUUAGGUUAAUGAAGGCUAGAGAGAGAAUCACGAACAUGGAGAUAACGUUGCAAAAAGCUGGACCCAACGUGGUCAUUGAACGUCCUCCGUCUACUUUGAGUGGACAGGGCCAUAGGCAGUGUAUUAAUAGAGUCAGGGUCCCGUUCAUCUCAGCCGGACGCCUGCUGAAGAACGCCAGAGCAGUGGCUAGCGUUGUAGUCAAAAGGGAGUCUGAGGAUUCAGUCCUGGCUAAGCUAACUGCAGUCAACGCUAAUCAACAGACUGUUCAGGUAAAAGUAGAGAAUCCGCAGGACGCUGAACCAACGAUGCAGACUGGCAUGGCAUCGAAUGUCAUUGGUUUUAAACCUGCAGGGGAACCAAGCAGAAGGCUCCCUGGUCCAGGGCAGUUUGCCAACACUAGCCAAGGUAUGGUCCGUUGUAGGACUCCGAGACAGAGGUUCAUUGAAAUCCAAAGGAAUUUCCUGGGUCAGAGAAACAUGAGAAAGUCCCCCUGUCAUGCUACAGCCUUCAAAACCUGCAACGCACUCCGAGAGGACCCAACGGAGACACCCGAGCAGAGGGUGUCCCGGAAGCGGGAAUACUGGCGUGUCAAGAAGCGGGAACAGCGAGCUAAGCUGUCAGUGGAAGUCCGAGCUAAGAUGAAGGAGAAGGAUGCUCUGAUGCGAAGAGUCAACCGGUACCAGAGCAUAUUGGAGGAUAUGAGGAAGGCGAGAGCGGCGGGCUGCAACACACUGCCACAACCAACAGGAAAUGGGCCUACCCACACCAGCGCCUCAGAGACCAUCGGAGGGUUCAUCAAGGAGGACGGUACAUUGACCAAUACCAUUCCCCAAAUUUAUCUCAUUACAGAAGCAAAAGAGACAGGGGAUGAAAUUGGUGGCAUCGGUGGGAUGCCUGUUAAUAAUUCAUUUACGAACACUAACAUACAGCGCCAACACCAACUGCUUCCCAAACACACUGGUGAUACAUAUAGUAAUAUGGUACAUCAAAUACGGGUCAACCCACCACCUCUAAUCCGUCCUGCUCAAGUUAAUGUCUCCUGUCCUCCCAUCGGCCUAUCAAUCAGAAAGCCUCCCAGGUUAGUUUCAGGCAGCCCCCCGAAAAACCUCCCUAAUCCACACACAGUCGUCCAGCCCCAGAGUCGUAUCACCCUCACACACCCUCAAAACAUUCAAAACACCUUUCCUGGUUUGCCUACAGCGAUACCGAAGCCGGCUAGCUGGGUCAUGCAGAUGGCUGUCAAAGCUUCUACAGCAUCAGCAGCGCUCAACUUGGACCCAAAGCUAACAGAGGAGGAAAAGAUGGCUAAGAAGAGAGAGUACUGGAGGGUAAAGAAACGAGAGCAAAGGGCGGCACGCGCCACCCGACUAAGGCAAGGAGUUCAAGCUAGGGGAAAGACUGCCUCACAGAAGAGGCGGAACCAAAGGUUAGCACGAUUAGCUGUCGCCAUUCCCAAUGUCAACAACACACUGACUAUCAAGCCUCUCUCAAACACCAGUGUGUCCACGUCUCCACAGGGAGACCAAAUCAAACAAGAGAGAGGAUCAACCUCAACAGACGCUCCAUGUCCUCUACUGGAACAACCCCUCUGUGUUGAUAUCAAACCGUCCCGGUGUUCACCGCCACCACAGAACGAGCCACCAGACCCAGCCUCGAGUGCUGACAGCCAGGCCACCACUCUCUUGGUGGUGGCUUCUAUGAAGAAGCUGCUGGAGGAAUCCCUCAGCACUGUGGCUGACUGGAAAACGGAACAGCCAGACUGUAUUACAGAACAGCUGCCUUGUAAAAGUGAUCCUCAGACAUGUUCUUACAAGGAUGCUUCCGUCCAGAUGGAGGUCAAGCCAAAUCUACCUCUGCUCACCCUGGAAGAUGAGGAGAAGGUCUCCCUAUCUGGUGACCUAUCGUUGGAGGUCAAAGGAUGGAAGGUGGAUGCUGACGCCCUGCCAUCCUGCCAGGUAACCAUUUGCCCAUUGAGCCCUCAUCCUAAGGACUCUCCCAUGUCAAGUCCUUGCACUGAAAGUCUGUCUUUCCCAGCUCCCCCUCCCUCUGAAACCCCCUCUCACACACCCACACACUCUUGGUCCCACACGGCAGCUUCCAGAGGACCACCCCUCCCUCGCAGAGCCCAGAGGCUGCGUGCCAAAAAAGCAGGACACCACCACUGCUGCUCCCCAGAACCCCCAAAGCUACACCAUCAGCCUCAACUACAACAACAACCACCUCAUCAACAACAUGAAAAUCAACAUCGACAUCAACCACCUCAUCAACAACCUCAAAAUCAACAACAACUUCAGCAACAUCAGCACGCCCCAGAGGUGACAGGCCAGAAUGUGACUCUGGAGAAGAAGAGGGAGUACUGGAGGAUGAUAAAGAGGCAGCAGAGAGCUAGGACUGCCAGGCAGGGAGGAGGGGGGCUGAGACGGGGGGACUACGGCAGACGACUGGCCCUCAAAGCAGCACAGGUUUCGAAUCUCCUCAUUGUGAAGACACACACACAGAGGCCAGUGCAGAGAAGCGGAAGCUUCGGUCUACACACAGCACCAUUGCUCGAACUGCAGUCCCCCCCACUUCCCCAGCCUAUAUCUCCCCCUGCUUCUGGACCCAAGGCUAGCCUCGGCAUGGUCACCAACAUCCCUACACUUCUGGUUGUAGACCCCACCACCUCCAACAUGGGACAGCCAUAUGAUACAACCCAGCUCAACCCUCCUGUCAACUGUACCAGCAUCUCCAAUUCACCCAUUGGUCACACAGGGUCCCCACAGACAUCUCAUAGCUUCAGUACCGUGUCUCUCCCUAUAGGAGGUGGUGUCACUGUCCCCCCAUUGAGUGAGGGGAAGAAAGACGGGCUGUUAUUGGUGGAGAACCAACAGGAAGCGGCCCCAGGAUCCAGCGCUGACUCGCCCCACGUUCUAAAAUGGAGACUGCGAGUGCAGGAAACCUCAGACACCGAUACCUCACCCAUCGCUACUCUCACACCUCCUCCCAACCCUUUGACUAGCAUAAAACUCUUACCCAUUCAGCAUCCCAGUCAAACAUCCUCUUUCACCCCAACACAGACUCCUUUCAAAUAUCAAGGUGCUCAGAUUUCUCAAAGUGGGAAUGUACAAAAUGUACGAUCGCCUACAUUACAGGGGCUCACCAAAAGCCCUAUCUACAUAAGCCCAAUGGGUCCGCCCAAGCCAGUGCCGGGGGAGUCGGAAGAGGAGACUCUGAGGAAGAAGAGGGAGUACUGGAGGGUGAGGAAGAAGGAGCAGAGAGCCAGGAAAGCAAUGAGAGAUGGGGAUAUGACAGAGAAGAGGCCCUCGGUCAACUGGCAGCCCAUCCUUCCUAACACUCAUCAUCCUCAACAGCUGCUUGAGGAGAUGGAGACACAGGAACAGGAUCCUAACCGGUGGUUCAACACCUCCGAGGACUCUGAACUACUUCUGAGUACUUCCACAGAGACAGACAUGUGCUACUUUCCUGACUUUGGCCAAACUGAACCUUUAGAAGACGAAUCAGAGCUCCUUUUCCUACACGACGAUCUUGGCGACAACUACGACGGCGCCAUCUCGGAUGCUGUAUGGAGGAAUCGCUACCUCAUGGACUACGACCCGCUGAACCAGCUGCUGGUGUGCAUGGUGUGCGGGGAGCUCCAGUACUCCCACAGCCUGGAGGGGGUGAGGGCCCACAUCGACGAGGCCCACCCAGAUACCCUGAGCCUGGAGUCCCCGGAGCACCUUCGCAUCCUAGAGGCCUGGGACGAGCAGGUGUCCAGGAGAGAACGCUUCUUCACCAGCCAGCUGCAGCAACACAGUGGGACGAUGGGAGGGGACAGUGCCAACCACCCAGCAGAAGUAACGGUUGAUACAGAGGACUCAUCAUACCCGACGAACAGCAAAAGCUCUAGAACGAUUAAAAGACUCUGAGGGCUAAGGUGAGCAUUUGAGCCUUCAUAACUGUACAUUGCACAGACAACGUCCAUGUCUGUAUAUCAUAAUGUUGACCGUAGCUCUCUGUAUACCAAGGGGUGUAUUCUUAUCUGUCUGUAGGAAUACAUUUUUCCGACACAUUGUUUGACAAACUCGUACGUCCUACCUACUUGUCCUAAUUUACAGAAGCACAAAUAGCUCAAUUCCAGACAGCAUAAAACAAUAGAGGAAGUGAAAACAUUUAGUUUUCUUUUGUGUAUUAUCUUUUCCGGAGCAGUUCCUCUACAAAGGAUGAACUAAACUUGGAACUGUAUAACUGUAUAGGGGACAUGGAACGACAAGAGGCAAGCUUUACCUCAUUAACUUUGGGAUAGACCCACACAUAUACACACACACUAAUGUAUCUUCUUGCUGGGGUUUUUUUACCCCUUUUUAUCCCCAAUUUCGUGGUAUCCAAUUGGUAGUUACAAUCUUGUCCCAUCGCUGCAACUCCUGUACGGACUCGGGAGAGGUGACGGUCGAGAGACAUGCGUCCUCCGAAACACAACCCAAACAAGCCACACUGCUUCUUUGACACAAUGCCCACUUAACCCGGAAGCCAGUUGCACCAAUGUGUCGGAGGAAACACCGUACACCUGGUGAUCGUGUCAGCGUGCACUGCGCCCGGUCCGCCACAGGAGUCGCUAGUGCGUGAUGGGACAAGGACAUCCCUGCCGGCCAAAUCCUCCCCUAACCCGGACGACACUGGGCUAAUUGUGCGCUGCCCCAUGGGUCUCCCGGUUGCGGCCGGCUGCGACAGAGCCUGGACUCUAACCCAGAAUCUCUAGUGGCACAGCUAGCACUGCGAUGCAGUGCUUUAGACCACUGCGCCACUCGGGAGGCGUUCUUGAUGUUUUAGCGCCAUUUUGUAGCGAUCAUCAUUCACUACUACUACUACACGCGCUGCCCCAUGGGUCUCCUGUGCUCUAAACCAAAAUAAUACACUGCUCAAAGAAAUAAAGGGAACACUUAAACAACACAAUGUAACUCCAAGUCAAUCACACUUCUGUGAAAUCAAACUGUCCACUUAGGAAGCAACACUGAUUGACAAUAAAUUUCACAUGCUGUUGUGCAAAUGGAAUAGACAACAGGUGGAAAUUAUAGGCAAUUAGCAAGACACCCCCAAUAAAGGACUGGUUCUGCAGGAGGUGACCACAGACCACUUCUCAGUUCCUAUGCUUCCUGGCUGAUGUUUUGGUCACUUUUGAAUGCUGGUGGUGCUUUCACUCUAGUGGUAGCAUGAGACGGAGUCUACAACCCACACAAGUGGCUCAGGUAGUGCAGCUCAUCCAGGAUGGCACAUCAAUGCGAGCUGUGGCAAGAAGGUUUGCUGUGUCUGCCAGCGUAGUGUCCAGAGCAUGGAGGCGCUAUCAGGAGACGUGGAGGAGACCGUAGGAGGGCAACAACCCAGCAGCAGGACCGCUACCUCCGCCUUUGUGCAAGGAGGAGCAGGAGGAGCACUGUCAGAGCCCUGCAAAAUGACCUCCAGCAGGCCACAAAUGUGCAUGUGUCUGCUCAAACGGUCAGAAACAGACUCCAUGAGGGUGGUAUGAGGGCCCGACGUCCACAGGUGGGUUGUGCUUACAGCCCAACACCGUGCAGGACGUUUGGCAUUUGCCAGAGAACACCAAGAUCGGCUAAUUCGCCACUGGCGCCCUGUGCUCUUCACAGAUGAAAGCAGGUUCACACUGAGCACAUGUGACAGACGCCGUGGAGAACGUUCUGCUGCCUGCAACACCCUCCAGCAUGACCGGUUUGGCGGUGGGUCAGUCAUGGUGUGGGGUGGCAUUUCUUUGGGGGGCCGCACAGCCCUCCAUGGGCUUGCCAGAGGUAGCCUGACUGCCAUUAGGUACCGAGAUGAGAUCCUCAGACCCCUUGUGAGACCAUAUGCUGGUGCGGUUGGCCCUGGGUUCCUCCUAAUGCAAGACAAUGCUAGACCUCAUGUGGCUGGAGUGUGUCAGCAGUUCCUGCAAGAGGAAGGCAUUGAUGCUAUGGACUGGCCCGCCCGUUCCCCAGACCUGAAUCCAAUUGAGCACAUCUGGGACAACAUGUCUCGCUCCAUCCACCAACGCCACGUUGCACCACAGACUGUCCAGGAGUUAGCGGAUGCUUUAGUCCAUGUCUGGGAGGAGAUCCCUCAGGAGACCAUCCGCCACCUCAUCAGGAGCAUGCCCAGGGGUUGUAGGGAGGUCAUACAGGCACGUGGAGGCCACACACACUACUGAGCCUCAUUUUGACUUGUUUUAAGGACAUUACAUCAAAGUUGGAUCAGCCUGUAGUGUGGUUUUCCACUUUAAUUUUGAGUGUGACUCCAAAUCCAGACCCCCAUGGGUUGAUAAAUUUGAUUUCCAUUGAUAAUUUUUGUGUGAUUUUGUUGUCAGCACAUUCAACUAUGUAAAGAAACAAGUAUUUAAUAAGAAUAGUUCAUUCAUUCAGAUCUAGGAUGUGUUAUUUUAGUGUUCCCUUUAUUUUUUUGAGCAGUGUAUGUCAAUGAGGGAUGUCACUGGGCUCUAUAAUGUCGUUGUGCUUUAUAACAUACUAAAGCACAGUCAGGGCUCUCCCUCAGUCCACAGCACUGGGUUAACUUAACCUCCCUAUUACGUGUCCAUGACAAACAGGUCAGUGAUGUUCUUCAAUCUGAAUGAAUGUCUCCUUACUCUUCAACGUAUCAGGAUCUAUAUGAUCCAGGUUUUUAAGGGUAAAUAGCAGACCUGUGAAUUUGACUUAGAGACCAUGCGUCCAUUGAAAUGGUCUACAGGUGAUCAAUUGUUCAAUGAUUGAUAUUUGUCUGUACAUACAGUACAUUUUAUAAUUUUACUCAAUGAUAAGUUUAUUUAAUAUUUCUCACAAAUACUAUCAGUUUUGUAUAAAGUUUUGUACUGUAUUAACAAUUUGUUAUUCAGGUCCAAGACCAUCAGUUUUAUUUCUUCCCUUUUCACAAGGGACAUCCUUGCAUGAGGGUAUUCUAAAUAUGUCCUAAAAUGUACUGGUAUAAUUAUUUUUCUUGCAGCAUACUGUAUCUACAAGACUGACUCUUCAAAAUACUUAUUUGACACACAAAACAACAUUGUUUUCAUAAAUCGUUGUUCUGGAAUAUAAAAAUGUUCUUCCUUUUAAUAAAUGUAAACAUUGUUUUUGUAAUGCUGAUUUGACAAAUGUAUUUCUACACUGUAAAUACAACACAAAAUCGUUAUGUUUAAAGGGGUGGUGAAAUGUCAAAACCCUUUUAAUGUAUUAUUUGAUUGCCUAUCACUUAAUUGUUGCUCACGUUUUGUUUCUGAUCUGAUUCAUAUUUCCUUGUCUAUUUAUACUGUAUACAUUAUUCUUAAUGCCUUUAUUUAGUCUGAACAAUCAGUCAGUGGCACAGAUAUAGAUUAUGAUUACAUUUUUAUUUAAUUGUAUCCCUGAUUUUAACAAUCAAUUAUCAGCAUAUGUAUUUUUUAAUACUUUUUAAACAAACAAAAAAAUAUUGAUCCAUUGGCCUGCUGCUUGGAUGUUUAUAUACUUCCUAUAUGUAACAGAAAAUGUGUGGAAUGGACUUCCAUUUGUAUUGUUUUUGGUUCACCAAUAUGCUGACAAUAAUGUCCUAUAGAGCACAAAGCUUUGGAAGUCAGUCUUCUGUUGUCUUAACAGACUGAAAAUGCAUUGAAAACAGAUUGUACUGUGAUUGAACUUUUUCUUGUACAGCUGUAGCAAACUGUAAAUGUACAGGGGACACUGACCAAGCUGUAUGAUUAUACCUGUUGAGAAUGUACCUCUUUGAAUUGGUUCCUACCUUUUGUCUGUUUUAAAAGGGAAUGUUCAAAUGCCUUUUCGGUACUAAUAAACCCUUUUUUCUAUCUUUUAAAA